Thalassophryne amazonica is the source of this 1027-nucleotide messenger RNA. RefSeq names its product protein CXorf21. Gene Ontology annotation, biological process: regulation of toll-like receptor signaling pathway. The transcript has a single exon. NCBI's taxonomy places the organism in Eukaryota, Metazoa, Chordata, Actinopteri, Batrachoidiformes, Batrachoididae. The record is from RefSeq and is a predicted model, not a curated record. The coding region runs from base 28 to 936 and encodes 302 amino acids.
UUCACUCUUUUUCUUUUAUUUGCAGCCAUGCUUUGUGAAGGCAGACUGUUCAGUCUGAUCUAUGAACUGGAGGAACUGGAUUCCUUUCCUGCUGCUCCUUUCCUGAGGUCCACCAGUCAGCCUCCACUCAUCCGUCACAUCUCUGCGGAGCAGACGGGGAGCACAGACAGCAGGUACGCUUCAGCCGAGACGCACAUUUCCCCGCUGCAGUCCUUGGAUCCCCGGCCAGCUGAGCCUGGCAGACAGUUCUCAUCAGAGAUCCAGAUCCCAGCACAGGCGGGCUCAGGCGGCGAGUCCCCUUUCUUGGUUCCUUCGUUCUGUCAGAGCAUCUGUCAGAACUACAGCGACCUCCUUAUUGGCGGUGACCAUGUUUUGCCUGUUUCGGGUAACGAUGGUGAACUCCGGGUUGGUACUGACGCCCAGCCUGCCGGGCCCUUCCUCCAGUCCUGUGACGUCCAUCCAGAAGUGGAGGAUUCUUUCCCAGGACAGACAUCUCAGGGGGGACUUCUGUGCCACCUGAGAGGAAAUUCAACUCGAUGGAAAUUCAGCAGUGGUCGGGAUCGCAGCGUUUUACUUCAGGGCCGCGAGGGGCCCUUUUCAAACUCACUUCUCAACUGCUAUCUGGAACAGAAGCUCUUGGAUCUUUAUCAGCAGUAUAUGAUGGAGAACAUGGCUAAAGAAGGGCCCGUUGGUUGUGAUUCUGCAGGAGCUAUUUGUCCUCUGCUGGGCUCAGAACUGGUGAUGACCAGCCUGGACCAGAUCACUUUGCAGCUGAGUCGAGAUGGAAAUCUGGAGGCCGGAGUGGCAAAGGACAUGGUCCUCAGCUGCCUGCUGCGGGUGGCAGGUGACAUGCAGUCCAGCGAAAUCAGCACGCCUUUUCUGCAAAUCUCUAAUGAGCCUUCCAGAGAAAAGCUUACAGAACACACAGAGAAAUGACUCCAGGAACUUCUCACUCCUCCAGCCCAGCCUUUGGUCUCAAGCACAAAAAAGAAAGAAAAAAAAAAAAAAAAAAUCAAGAACAAAAAAA